Coccidioides immitis RS is the source of this 3224-nucleotide messenger RNA. RefSeq lists its product as uncharacterized. Gene Ontology annotation, cellular component: nuclear pore. The record is from RefSeq and is a predicted model, not a curated record. Gene Ontology annotation, biological process: mRNA export from nucleus; ribosomal large subunit export from nucleus; ribosomal small subunit export from nucleus. Lineage: Eukaryota; Fungi; Ascomycota; Eurotiomycetes; Onygenales; Onygenaceae. Gene Ontology annotation, molecular function: structural constituent of nuclear pore. The transcript has 4 exons. Bases 145 to 2868 code for a protein of 907 amino acids.
GAUUAACAACAUGAAACGGCAGAGCCAUAUUUUCUUAUUGUCAUGAUCUUGAUAUCAGCGAACCUGAAUUAACUACAAUUCUUUUCGCUUUGGACGAAAUACCGACACUGACAAUCCUUUCGCAAUUUUCUAAGCCGGCCCACGAUGCCGCGAGUAGUAGACUACGCGCCUGCCUGGCUGUCCAGGCCCUCCCCAGGCGCUACAUUCUUCUCGAGCUCGAAUUCGAACAAGUAUGCCGAGAGAGAUACCGAGUCGUACUUUGGACCGAUCAAAAUCUUAGCGCGGAGGGGCACUGAAGUAUUCGCCGUGGUGGAUAAUCAGAUUCGAUGGGCAAAUCUUUCCCUGCUAAAAGACCAGUGGCAGGAAAGAGUGAGGCAAAAGAGAAAAGAGACAGGCUUUGGAUCUACGGAUGGAGGAAGUUCGUUCUCUGGUUCUAUAAGAAUACCUAAAAAUGGCGGCUUAAAUGGAAAGGGAGCUGUGACAGACACGGGCGAUGACGGGACGAGUUUCGCAGACAGCUCGUCGCACUACAGGGUUCUUACUGCGCCGAUAUAUGGACAAAUACGACAACUCGUCAUUUCACCGAAUGGAGCUUUCCUCGCCAUCCUUACGGCCCAUACCAUCCAUGUUGCCAUUUUACCAGACUCGUCUCACCUGUCAGGCCCGGAUUUCUCCCCUCUACGGCUGAGGACAUACCAGCUUGGCCCUGCCACGCAUGUCAUCCCUGAAUCCCCAGUCAUUUGCGCACUUUGGCACCCUUUGGGAGUGUAUGAUAGCUAUGGAGGAUGUAUCAUUACAGUCACUGCAGACUCCGCCGUCCGCGUUUGGGAGGUUGACCGGAGAGACCACUGGUCCUUUGAUCGCCCUGCUCUUGCUAUCGAUUUGAAAAAGCUAGUUGAUGGGACGUCUUCCGAAGAAGAUUUCGCACCCUCAGGGUUUGGUCAGAACAAAGGAUUUUCUGCCGACAUAUUUGACAUGGAAGCCGCAUCAGCAUGUUUUGGUGGUCACGGGUACGAUGACGAAAAUGCGUGGGCACCAAUGACACUGUGGAUAUCAAUGAGACAGGGAGAUGUCUAUGCGCUUUGCCCUCUUCUACCGUCGAAGUGGCGCUCUCCGUCGCUGGCUAUUCCAUGCUUAACUGCAUCAAUAGUCCAUAAAUUGGCAGCUGCACAAGAGGAUAUGUCUAAGGAUGAUGAUGAACGGAAAGCUGUUGAACAGCAGUAUACAUGGCUCCAAGAUAUCGACAGUCAAGACCCGAUAUCACUAGCAGAUGAGUCCGGAUUUUCGGAAAUCCGAUCUCGGCCAACAAAACCCAGCCCUAUACCAAGGCUUCAAGGCCCAUUUCAGUUCAGCAUCGAGGAGGAGCCGGAUGAUCUUGAUAUAACGGAUAUCUUUGUGAUCGCUGCUAAGUCGGAAACCGAAGACCUCUUAGCAGGUGAAGAUGAUGGAGAUCUCCUUGGUGAGAAUAAACAAGAGGGAAUAUCAGGGACCAUUAUUUGCCUCGCGACCGAAAAGGGCAUGGUUCAUAUAGCUCUUGAAAUGGAUGGAAUUGAGGGGCAAUGGCUCCCGAGAAAGGGCCAGGGAACCUUCACCAUGCCCGUGUCGGAAGCUUCAGAGCUCUUGCUGCUUGAGUCCUUAGAGACUGUAAGAGAAAAGUAUUAUCAGGCCAACUCUUGGCCUACAUUCGCAGGAGAUGCCGUAUCAAGGUAUAAUUUCUUUGUGACUACUGCUAACAGUGUUACGUUUAUCUCCCUGUCCUCUUGGGCGCAGCGAAUUGAGCCAGAGUUACAAUCCGAAGAUACAACCGGAUCAUCCUUCCGCAUCAAUAUUAUCUGUGACGGUGUCAUUGCUGAACGAGAACAGCUUAUUCAACUUCCAGAGUCUAGAGAUGACAGUCAUGAGCACCUCACGAACAGCUCGGUGAUGUACGAUUUCGAUUUAGGUUAUAUGCUACUCACCUAUGCCCCGUCUCAGGUUUCUGCUUUGGUUCUGGAAUCGGCAGCAACCGGAGAUUUGGAAAGCGCCCAAGAUCUCAUCCCCGUUGAACCGGAUAUCAACAUUCAUCAGGCUUACAUGGGUAUCCCUCAACGUGCGCCGUACCAAGUCCCUUCGGUUCUUUACUCUAUCACCCCGUUAGAGACGUUUAUCAACGAUCAUGUACCCCAUGGUCGCAGACAUGCCUUGAAAGAUCCCAUUCGCUUGUCGCCAUCAACUCUCGAUGUCAUAACCAGUGCUCAUAGGAUCCUCAGUGCAUAUACUCACGCUCUCGAAAAAGCCGCUUCAGAUCUUUUCCGAAGAUGCGAGCGAUUGCAAGGAGAGAUGCGCGAUCAAUUGUGCCAGCUGGUGGAUAUUGCAGAAAGAAUAAAUGAUGUCUCUCGGGGAACUGUUCGGCGAGUCCAACGACCUGACAUAGCUGGCCGCGAAGAAGCUCUUGAUUCGAGGAUGGCCGCCGUUCAGUCCAAGCAAAAAGAGUUAAUCUUGCGAUAUAACUCUCUUCGGAGCAAACUAUUGAGGGCUGGCGGUCGGCCAAUAAGUGAUAAAGAAAAGGGUUGGAUUCGAGAGGUCGAUACACUAACAGAAUCACUCGGAGGAGCUGAUGGCGAUGAAAGAACCGAAUUGCUUGAAAGACUCAAAACCGCGAAAUCUUUGGCUAAGGAACUUGUAUCUGAAUCGAAACGGUCUUCCGAUAAUUCCAAUGAAGCUACCCCCACCCGUAUCGACGCGCGUUCAAGUCCAUUGCAUGUUCCGCCACGACUACAGAAGGCGAAAGUUGCAGAUGCGAUGAAUAUGGUUGAAAGAGAAGCUGCUGUCAUUGACGCUAUAACAUCACGACUGGAACGGUUGAGCACCAGCAUGCCCGAGCUCUGAGUCUUCUGUGCCCUAGAAUUUCAAGUUUGUCCUCCUUACCGACAUAACCACCUACUUAUCCCUUUGAUUGGUCAGUUGCAUAUGCGUGCCAUUUGGACCUUGCACAGAGCCUGUCCCGCAUCCGUAUACCCUCUGAUUGAGUGCGUUGGUGUCAUGGAUUACAGAAUGGCCGCCUUCACGGCAAGUAUAAUGUCAAGACACCAUGGGCCAGCUUUAAGUGAACAGGGCUGAGAUUCCCUGCCUAUAUGUUCUGUGAUGACACUCAGCAUCUGUUCUUACUGAAAACACUACUGUAUCUGUAUCAAUUGAACAUAGGAAAAAUUUUGCUUUGGCCUGGUAUUCCACCACUUAUUUUU